Cyprinodon variegatus (sheepshead minnow) is the source of this 1593-nucleotide messenger RNA. RefSeq names its product GATA binding protein 1 (globin transcription factor 1) (gene gata1b). The coding region runs from base 712 to 1482 and encodes 256 amino acids. NCBI's taxonomy places the organism in Eukaryota, Metazoa, Chordata, Actinopteri, Cyprinodontiformes, Cyprinodontidae. Gene Ontology annotation, molecular function: DNA-binding transcription factor activity, RNA polymerase II-specific; zinc ion binding; RNA polymerase II cis-regulatory region sequence-specific DNA binding. The transcript has 5 exons. The record is from RefSeq and is a predicted model, not a curated record. Gene Ontology annotation, biological process: cell fate commitment; positive regulation of transcription by RNA polymerase II; negative regulation of transcription by RNA polymerase II.
CCGGAUCACAUGGACCGGACCGAUGUGAACUGAACUAAGAUGCUGCCGAGCGGAACCGGACUGAUGGGCGGGUUUCUUUAACCCACAUCCGGCUCUGGUCCAGGCCGCUGCUUUGUGGUGUGUGUGACUGACUGGUUUCCAUGGAAACCCAGUGACUGACCAGCCGUUUAAACCAACAUUAUUGUUUCACUUGGAACCAGAAUCGGUUGUUUUACUGGUACCAGCAGGGACCCUGAUCCUGGAACAGUUCUGGAGAGUCGGGUCCAGAACAAGGUUCUGAAUCCGAUACUGGUGGUACUGGGAGGACCCCCCUGAUCCACAGCUGGAAGAACAAACACCUGUGCAGGUGGUUCUUGGUCAGAACUGUUCUGGUCCAGUAACCCUUCCCAGUCAGGGGAACUCGGACCCACAGGAACUUAUGGACUCGAUCUUAAAGUCUCUUUAUUGUUUCUCAUCUUUAGACUUUUCCCUCAGACCGAUCGGUUCCAGGUUCUGACCCAGUUUCAGUCUUUUAAACCAGAAAACAUCAGUGUGGGGAUUGUGGGCGGAGCCAGAACCUCCCUCCUCCUCCUCCUCCUCCUCUUCCUCCUCCUCCUCCUCCUCCUCCACAGACGGAGGAACCCUCCUUCAUCUCUGAAGAACCUCAUUGUUGGAUCAGAGAUCCUCUGCCAGCAGACAGAGCUCUCACUCCGUCUCCUCUUAGAAGAACAGAUGAUGUCAGAUUUAUUUCCGUCGGCCGUUUGGACCCCAGCUUCUCCUCUCAGCGGCUGUGGAAGAUCCUCUGGGUUCGGUUUGAAGUUUGACCCCGCCCCCUCAGCCCCUCUCAUCCAAUCGCAGCGGCCGUCUGAUGAAGCCAACCCAAAGCCCCUCAGCCUCGCUCACCAGGCGGGCGGCUGUCAUCCGUUCAGCUCCGCCUUAUUUGGGCAUCAUGCUGUGGCUCCGCCCCCUGACCUCCUCUGCCCCCCCCCGCCUGGAUGGAACAGCUUCUCUCGGGGUCUGCUCAGCACCUCCUCCUCUUCUUCAGCCGGCUGCUGUCCUCCAGAGCAGCGUGAAUGUGCGAGCUGCGGGACGAGGAGCGCCCUCCUGUGGAGGAGGGUGGCAGCGGCGGAACACCUGUGUUACACCUGCAGCCUGAGAGCGGACGACGGGAGGAAGGACCGGAACACGCCGCUGCUGAGGCCGAGGAGGCGAGCGAUGGCGGCAGCCAGGAGAGGAACCCGCUGCUCCAACUGUGAGACAGAAACCACGUCUCUGUGGAGAAGGAACGCUGCAGGAGAACCCGUCUGCAACGCCUGCGGACUUUACUACAAACUGCACCAGGUCCAGCGGCCGCUGAUCCUGAAGAAAGAAGAGAUCCAAACCAGGAAGAGGAAAGCGGCCAAUAGGACGACGGCGAGGAGGAGAGCCGACCAAUCAGGGCGCCGGCUGCCCGGCCUGGACCCUUCUACCCCGCCGGCUCACCGCUGCUCCACCGUGCAGUAAACGGGACCGGGAGUUCUGGACCUGGCUGUUGCUCUGUGGAUGGAUACGUCUGCGCUUCGGUUCUGGCAGAGCUGGACGUCACCUGGAGAUUAGCCGAUUUCAGAGGAAACC